CUCGUAUGCAUUGCGGCGAAAUCUGCGACAACGAAAGGAAAGAAAGAGCUGGACGACUCCGUCUCCUGAUGCGUAUCCUUUACUACUGUGUAUCUCUACACCUAAUACGUUUUAUUCAUGCAGAAGGCUCACAAAACGCCCAACCCGCGUCGUUCCGCUUGUGUUCGCUGCACGAUCGCCAAAGCCAAAUGUGUACUGCUUCUUGAUCAACAAGUAUGCGAGCGGUGCAAUAGGCUAAAGCGCCCUUGUAACUUUGAUGACUUUACGCAACCACGAAAAACGAAAAGUACAAACUCUACACGAGUUGAGCAACUGGAAGCCAAAGUGGAGGCGCUUGUCAGUGCACUUGCCGCACAAAAACAUUCUCCACACUCAGGUAGUGAACCGUUCGAGCAGCCGACACCAACGACAUCUUACUCUGCGCGAGACUCAUUACCUCCGCAAAGUGUGUAUACAGAACAUGGUUCACCUCGCCGACGACAUAGCCCACCUCUACGCCGACCCCUGACUUCUGGUUUCGAUGCAUUCGCUGAUCCCGUGGAACGAGGCCUCAUCUCCCUCGAUGAAGCUGAGAGACUGCUCCACAAGUAUCGAGUGCACAAGCAGCCUCACUUUCCCUUUGUCAUAAUUCCGCCAGGAAUGAGUGCAGAAGAUCUACGUCACAAAUGCCCCUUUUUGUUUCUUGCUAUUAUGAAUGUGUGUCUCGAGGACAGACUUCCGUUGCAAAGACUACUGCUGCGUGACUCGAAGCGAGUGAUCAGUAAGCGGGUUCUUGAGGACGAGGAAAAGAGUCUCGAGCUUCUACAAGGCCUUCUCGUUCAUAUCUGCUGGUACCAUUACCAUGUCCCUCAAAGUAAGAAUAGCUUCAUGUUGUUACAGAUGGCAUCUAGUAUGGUGUCUGAUAUGGGUUUGGACCGGCAAUCUGCGCAAGAUACAGGGUUGAGCGAAGACGAGAUUCCUGGGCAGUUCGACACAGUAAAAAAGAGUAGGACUUCUGCUGAACACAGAGCCUUCCUAGGCUUGUAUUUCUUGUACCCGGGCGCCUCAAUAUUCCGGAGACACUGCAUUUUGAAGCAGACACCGUGGGUAAUGCAGUGUUGCAAUCUUCUUGAAGCACGGAAGGAGUACCCGACCGACGCAAAGCUUAGAACAUACUUCCAAACGCAAGCCCUAGCCGCCAGGGUGGAAGAGAUGUGCAACCGUGAAGAGGAGAAUCAACGUAGUAGCGAUAAAAUGCUUGAUAUGAUGAUCAAAAUGUUUCAUAGAGAGCUGUCUGACAUCAAGAACAGUCUUCCAGAGUUUGACCCUGCCGAAAACUACCGCUUCACUUUACAGCUCAAAUCCCUCUCCAUGUCCAUAUACGAGUUAUCCCUGCGCAAAUAUCAAGUCGAGGCAACCACACAAUCAAGUCUCGACCCGACACAGCUCUGGGCACUGAUGACUUCAGCCCGUGAGCUGUUAGAAUACUUCCUCAAGCUUCCCUACCCUAUAUGUCAACAUCUACCUCUACCUUCAUGGACCACAAUCUGGUAUGCGUUUCUACUUUUGACGAAACUGACUGGACUCCCUGCUGGGCCCAAUUGGGACAGCGCUAUGGUGCGCAAAGAGGUUGACCUCGACGGUAUUGCCCUAGGCGCGCGUAAGAUUCUCGAAGAAGUGACGAAUGGGCGUAAAGCCGCCGUGCCCGACGACAGCGAAGAUAUUUGGCAGUAUUUCUACAACGGUGUCGAGAACGUCAUUAAUAUGGAGUGUCAGAAGCAGAAUUCGAACGAAGACGAGGAUGACGACGAAAUGUCCGGCACCGAGACCGAAUUGAAGACCGCGCCCGGUAUCGUGCCAACAGGGACAGACACAACCUGUCCGACAUCGGCGACGACAGUACCUAGUACUCAAGUUUCGACGAUGGGGUACUAUGAGCCUGUUGGCCCAACGCAGAAUUUGGACCCACAGACAGUAGAUGCUGCGAUUUAUGCGCCGACUUGUAUCUGGGACGAUGCUGCGUGGCAGCGCGCACUCAACGAGAUGCCCUUCGAUAAUUCGAUGUUGGGUAUGGAGAAUGCGUUUGGAUUUCAGAUGUUCUAAUUCCGGUGCAUUAGGCGAGGUGGUUUAUGAGGGUCAUAAGAGGAUUGAGUUCGAUUGCUAUAGAU
Molecule: messenger RNA, 2147 nt
Organism: Pseudovirgaria hyperparasitica
Lineage: Eukaryota; Fungi; Ascomycota; Dothideomycetes; Acrospermales; Acrospermaceae
Exons: 4
Coding region: 118-2082 (654 amino acids)
Biological process (GO): regulation of DNA-templated transcription
Cellular component (GO): nucleus
Molecular function (GO): DNA-binding transcription factor activity, RNA polymerase II-specific; zinc ion binding; transcription cis-regulatory region binding
Source: RefSeq, a predicted model, not a curated record